This is a messenger RNA of Prorocentrum cordatum, 1117 nucleotides long. The record is from the annotation of a GenBank genome assembly. NCBI's taxonomy places the organism in Eukaryota, Dinophyceae, Prorocentrales, Prorocentraceae.
GCGGCCCGUGUGAGCGGCGGCAUGAUGCCAUGCAGCGUAAGACCAGUUCUUCUCUCGUCGCUCGCAUGAUCCAUACAUGCGGCCAGUCCUCGCCCUGGCCGCGCUGGUCGCGGCGGGGGCCCUCGCCCCGAAGAAGGCCCCCCAGCUGCGGGACGGCGGCCCGGGGGGGCGCGACGGAUGUGCGGGCGGCGGGUGUGAGGACGCGGAGGCCGAGCUGCACGCCGAGGUAGCCAGCGGGUUCCAGUCGCGCCCGGAGAGGUCCUCGUGGGAGGGCCGCCUGAGGCAGGUCGUGGACGGCGCGAGGCCGCAGAAGCCUUGCAACGCAGACGUCGUGGCUCGGUCGUACGCCCGGGUCGCGGGUUUCGGCUCGCGCAUGAACAGCUUCGCGGACGAGCUCCUGGUGGGGUUCUACCGCGGUCGCUCCUUCGCCCUCUGCAACGGCAGCAGGGACACCUUCGUCCGGGCUGUGUGGGCCACGCACUUCCGGAACGUGGCCCGGUUCCCCACGUGCAACACGGGCAGGGCGGUGUGCAGGCACGACAACGCGUGGUCCCCGCGCCUCUCCCAGGGGCUCGCCCGCGCCGACCGCGCGUACCUGGACGACCUGAAGCACUUCCUGUACCCGUACCUGUUCACCCUGACGCGGGGCGCCCAGGAUUACGAGCGGGUGGACCAGCGCCUGCUCUCGGCCGGGGUCCCCCUGGGCGAGCCCUACCUCGCCGUGCACGUGCGCCGGGGCGACAAGCUGGUCAACGAGGCGCGGAGGGUCGAGGCGGGCACGUACGCCGAGGCGGCCCUCUGGGCCUCGGGCUUCCUCGCCCUGCACAGCUCGUCGUCGCGCCGAGAUCUCCUGCUCCGGGAGCUCCGCGCCGCGAACGCGUCGGCGGUGUACGUCUCCAGCGACGACGGCCGCGCGGCGGCCGAGCUGGGGGCGGAGCUCGGCGGCGGGGUGCGCAUCGUGCAGCAGCCGCGCGGGUCGGGACAGGGCUACGAUUCUCGCGGCUACGAAGGAGGGGGAUGACCUGAUGACCCUACUGGCGGAUAUCGAAGCUAUGCGGAGGGCGACCGUUUUCGUGGGGACCGCCAGCAGCAACAUCGGGCGCUUGGUAUACUACCU